Messenger RNA from Patiria miniata (bat star), 1086 nucleotides. Its product is annotated as 5-hydroxytryptamine receptor 2B-like. The transcript has a single exon. Gene Ontology annotation, cellular component: membrane. Gene Ontology annotation, biological process: neuropeptide signaling pathway. The record is from RefSeq and is a predicted model, not a curated record. Bases 1 to 1086 code for a protein of 361 amino acids. Lineage: Eukaryota; Metazoa; Echinodermata; Asteroidea; Valvatida; Asterinidae. Gene Ontology annotation, molecular function: G protein-coupled peptide receptor activity.
AUGAUAAUAGGCGUGCCAGGUAACUGCCUCAUCCUCCGUGUGUACUGGAGCAAGCCGCGGAAGACCACAACCAACCUGCUGAUCAUGGGACUGGCGGGAGCCGACCUCGCCACCUGCUUAUUUACCGUUUACUUCAUAGGCCCGAGCCUGACUGUUCUUCUCGGAGAACAGCCGUCGGAGGUGUUCCGAUAUGUAAGAUAUAUCCUUUUCUCAGCGGUUUCAUCUUCAGUGUUGAUUACCACUGUCAUUGCCCUUGAUAGGUACGAUUGUGUCUGCCGACCGCACAGGAGACUACUGAACCAAAAAAAGACGCUGACGGUUGUUCUGUGUCUAAUUAGUUUUGCCCUGGCAAUGAACGUACCGUACAUUGGUAUUGCAGCUGAUUACACCAACGCAGUACAAUACACUUUCGUUGUUCGGUCUAUUCACACUUUGUCGUACAUCGUGACCUUAACAGUGAUAACGGUGUGCUAUUGGAAAGUCUAUAAAACAAUCAGAAAACACGUGAAAGUAGACAUUGUGCAUACGCCACAAAACAUUGAACUUAACUUGAUGGGGGCGCUAACGAUCUCUUCAGGGAAGCAAAAUCAGAACAACAUAACUUUACUGGAAUCGAUCACCGGUACAGAUGCUGCGACGUCGAGCGCACCAUUUCAAAGUAAGCCAGAGUCGCAGCAUUACCAUACCAGCGAAUCAGACCAAAACAGGACCGUCUCUACUGAGCAAGCCGGUACCGAUAACACGGAAUCGAGAGGGAGACGGGCUGGCGUCCAUCGUAAGCUGUCCAACACCACAGCCUUACAGCGCAAGACAACCAGGAUGCUUCUGCUGGCCAGUCUGGUGCUUCUGAUCUCGUGGCUGCCGUACUGGUUCUAUCUUGUGUUGGUGUUUGCCAAGUACCUCGGGGAAGACAUACCCGAUCAUGUCAUUAAUGGUUUUUACCACAGCUCCGUAGUGCUGUACCUGAACCACGCAGUCAAUCCGCUCAUUUACGGCCUGGCCAACAGGCGAUUCAGACAGGACUGUCAGCGGGCUUUGUCGAAUCUGAGCUGUUGGCGGAACAACUGGUUCCAAAGGCAACAAUGA